AUGAUCCGUGCUGACCACAUGUCUUGCCGUGAUUUCAUCCUGCAGCUAAACCGACAGGCAUCACGCUGCAACUACGGUGAUCGUUUGGAAGAACAGAUGUGUGAUCGCUUGGUAGCGGGCAUCAACAAUCUCAGUCUACAACGCAAGUUACUGGAGAAGAAGGAUUUAACUUUUGCCGAAGCCCGGAAAAUUUGUGAACAGCAUGAUGACUUGAUGAAGGCUACUUCCAGUGAAGCAGUCACAUUAUUCCAACGGCAGAAGACUCCACCGAAUCGACCUCCAACGGCCAAACGUGCACCAAAGCCGCAGAAAGAUUCCCCAGGUAACGAAAAACGAAUCAAUCCAUGUUUGUCUUGUGGAGAUCACCACCUACGCUCCAAUUGCCGCUUUCGUAAUGCCAAAUGUCAUGCCUGCGGAAAAAUUGGCCACAUUCGGAGAGUAUGUAAACAAACUCGUUGCAAUCUUACACAGCCAAAUGCUUCAAACGACACACACCUUGUGCUCUCUCUACGUUCUGAAGGCCCAGCCACCCAAUUUCUGUACCGAGAUUUGACAUUACAAUCUGGUACAACUCACAAAUUUAUUGUUGACACUGGAAGUAAGGAAUCUAUUAUUUCUAAUGCUGUGCUUCGAUCCAUAUGCCCCCAAGCAAAAAUUCAACCGACAUCCAUGCGAAUUCUUGGUGUAACUGGACACCAAUUACCAUUGAUUGGCGAGGUUUCAUUGAUGGUUCACUCAACAGAAAAUCGCCUUGUCCCAAUCCGCUUCCUUUUUGCGAAAAAGAGUCCAUCCAUACUUGGCCUAACUGCAAUUCGCGCUCUGAACCAUUCUAUGUCGCUCCAUACGAGUUCCCUGCCCAAUGUGCACACCCGUCUACAGCGACUGAUUGUGCAAUGUUCAAAUAACACAGGAGGCAUGAAAGUUCGACCGACCAAACUGAAAGUUGAGGGAGAACCUGUCUUUUUGAAACGCCUUGUCAUUCCCCAUGGCCAGCGUGAAGGGGUAUUGAAAGCUCUUGAGAAAAUGGAGCAUGACGGCAUCCUCACUCGAGUAACAUCCAGCGCGUGGGCAACACCAAUUGUGAUCGCAAUGAAAAGUGAUGGUAAGACACCUUAUGAUCGCAAUGAAAAGUGA
Echinostoma caproni is the source of this 1134-nucleotide messenger RNA. Lineage: Eukaryota; Metazoa; Platyhelminthes; Trematoda; Plagiorchiida; Echinostomatidae. The record is from the annotation of a GenBank genome assembly.